AAACGAAGGCAUGCCUUCGGCUUCCCGAGGACAGGAGAGGAUAACGGCUUCUUUAAUGAUGCAAGGACUGGACAACAGCACCUUCCAUUCCAGCAUCCCAGUGGCUGCUGACAUUACAGUGGGUGUGGUUUACACCCUGUUUGGUGUUUGUUCGCUCUGUGGCAACAGUUUACUGCUUUAUGUGUCCUACAAGAAGAAGCACCUCUUAAAACCAGCAGAGUUCUUCAUUAUUAACCUGGCAAUCAGUGACCUGGGCAUGACCCUCAGCCUCUACCCCCUUGCCGUCACCUCUAGCCUCGCCCACAGGUGGCUGUAUGGAAGGACCGUGUGUGUAAUCUAUGCCUUCUGUGGUGUUUUAUUCGGGAUCUGCUCACUGACCACACUCACUAUACUCAGCAUUGUUUGUUGUCUAAAAGUCUGCUAUCCACUUCAUGGUAAAAGAUUCAGCUAUGAACACGGUCGUGUGUUAAUAGCAUGUGCGUGGGCAUAUGCUCUCGUGUUCGCAUGCUCCCCCCUCGCUCACUGGGGACAGUACGGUCCCGAACCCUAUGGCACGGCCUGCUGUAUCGACUGGGCCUGGUCCAGUCAUGACUCCAUCGCCCGCUCCUACAUAACUGUGCUCUUCAUCGCCUGCUACCUGCUGCCUUGUGGCAUUAUUAUUGUCUCCUACACACGCAUACUGCUCACAGUCCGAGAGUCCCGCAGAGCAGUAGAGCAACACAUCUCAGCAAAGACACGCAUGGGCAACAUCCAGACCAUCAUAGUGAAGCUCAGUGUGGCGGUGUGUAUAGGCUUCUUCACUGCAUGGAGUCCGUAUGCACUGGUGUCUAUGUGGGCGGCAUUUGGCCAUUUCGAGGACAUCUCACCUCUGGCCUUUGCUGUACCUGCCAUGUUUGCCAAAUCCUCCACCCUUUAUAACCCCCUCAUCUACCUCUUACUUAAACCCAAUUUCCGCCACCUCCUCUGCAAAGAAAUGCACUCCCUGCGUGGGGUUUGCGUGCACCACUGCCUGUGUAAAUGUUUUUCAUGCUGCAGUCUGCGGCCCCAGUGGCGACAAAGCCAGCCCAUCUCCGAGUCUAUGGGGGGACCCGUAGGCCCAUGUCACUGCGCUUGUGAGAGGUGCAAUGACCCGUUCGAGCAGUUUAAGCACUAUCCACGCCACUGUCUGGUCAAAGUAAACACUGUGCAGUUGUCUCUUCAGGACAGCUCUGAGCCAGAAUUGGAGCCCAAGCUAGAACGAGGACCCAGAGUGGUUAAAGAACGGAGACCAAAUAAGUCUGUGCGAGUGAUCGUUAGGGGGCGGAAAUGCUCAGAGACUGACAGUCUGGAGAUCACCUUGGAAAUGGUGCCUGCACACAGCAAAGCUGCCAAAAACAGCAAACCAUAA
Molecule: messenger RNA, 1387 nt
Organism: Xyrauchen texanus (razorback sucker)
Lineage: Eukaryota; Metazoa; Chordata; Actinopteri; Cypriniformes; Catostomidae
Product: opsin-5-like
Exons: 6
Coding region: 11-1387 (458 amino acids)
Biological process (GO): G protein-coupled receptor signaling pathway
Cellular component (GO): membrane
Molecular function (GO): G protein-coupled receptor activity
Source: RefSeq, a predicted model, not a curated record